AUGACCAUGCAGUCUUCGCGGCGAACAUGGUCACACGAAACCACGGAUCAACACUAUGGUGAUGACUGGCCAACCGACGAUGAAUCUCAGGAGGGUGAAGAUGUAACUCCAGAACGCAAACACAGAUCCGGCUCUUUUGCGACUGGUCGUGAUCGAGCCCUCAGUCGCGCAAUCUCCCGGCAUGAAACCGUCCUCUCUCGAUUCAGGACUCGACAACCAAUUGGCAACUUUUCUCACCCACUGGAGACCCAAAAGACUUCUAUUGACGACCUGGUUGAUUUCGAUGGCGAUGACGACCCAUACCGUCCAGUCAAUUGGACCAUGAAGAAGAAAAUUAUCACCACCGCAAUGUACAGUUUCACUACCAUGUCCGCUAGCUGGGCCAGCAGCGCGUUCAGUCCUGGAACCGCUCAAGUCGCCCGUGAUUUUCAAGUAGGUGAACAAGUUGCAACUCUUGGGACAUCUUUAUUCUUAUUUGGCUUUGGACUUGGACCUCUUCUUUGGGCUCCUCUAUCCGAAGUAUUUGGCCGCAGGAAUGCUGUUAUGCCGCCCAUGUUCGUGUCGGCUUGUUUUCUCUUUGCCUGUGGAUCGGCCAAAGACCUUCAAACCAUCAUGAUCACUAGAUUUUUUGCCGGCUUCUUUUCCGCGGCCCCCGUCACCAACACUGGCGGUGUUCUGAGCGACCUUUUCCCAUCCUCCCAACGGGGUAUCGCCAUCGCAGCGUAUGCCAUGGCUGUGGUCUUGGGCCCUGCCUUUGGACCCAUCGUCUCAUCUGCGUUGGUUGUUCAACCGUCUCUGCGAUGGAGAUGGACCGAAUAUUUCACUGGCAUCAUCCAGCUCGUCGUUCUCUUUGCAGACAUUAUCAUUCUCGACGAAUCAUAUCCCCCGAGGCUGUUGGUUUACAAAGCCCGCCGUUUACGCCAUCAAAGCGGGAACUGGGCUCUCCACGCCAAAUUCGAGGAGUGGGAUGUAUCGAUCAAGGCUUUGGCAGCAAAGUUUCUGGUUCGGCCCUUCCAAUUGUUGGCAACUCCUAUCUGUGCAUUGAUAGCGCUGUACGCAAGCUUUUGCUAUGGUAUUCUCUACAUGCAACUUGGUGCUAUUCCAAUCAUAUUCGGCGAAGGUCGUGGGUGGCCGCAGGUGGUAGCAUCACUACCAUUCUUGUGCAUAUUCAUUGGUGCAUCUAUUGGAGCGGCGAUCAAUGUAUUCAACCAAUUUCGAUACAACAGACUUAUUGUAGAAACGGGCAAAUCCGUCCUUCCCGAAGCUCGUCUACCACCUAUGGCAUUUGGCUCUUUCUUGUUCUCAGGGGGACUCUUUCUCACGGGAUGGACCGCUGAUCCUAGAUACCCAUGGAUCGCACCAUGCAUUGGUAUUACCUUGGUGGGUGUGGGCUUUUUCACAAUAUUCCAGGCAGCCUUGAAUUACCUGGUCGACACAUUUCAGAAAUACGCUGCAAGCGCAGUGGGUGCAAACACUUUUCUCCGUUCUUGCUUUGCUGGAGCAUUCCCACUUGUGAUCGGUCCUCUUUAUCACAAUGUGGGCAUCCCUUGGGGCACCAGCAUAUUUGGAUUCUUUGCAAUGGCCAUGAUCCCAGUUCCAUUUUUCUUUAUGGCAUUUGGAGAAAAGAUUAGAAUGAAGAGCAAGUGGAGUCGCAUAUAG
Molecule: messenger RNA, 1659 nt
Organism: Exophiala mesophila
Lineage: Eukaryota; Fungi; Ascomycota; Eurotiomycetes; Chaetothyriales; Herpotrichiellaceae
Exons: 4
Coding region: 1-1659 (552 amino acids)
Biological process (GO): transmembrane transport
Molecular function (GO): transmembrane transporter activity
Source: RefSeq, a predicted model, not a curated record